Molecule: messenger RNA, 858 nt
Organism: Caenorhabditis briggsae
Lineage: Eukaryota; Metazoa; Nematoda; Chromadorea; Rhabditida; Rhabditidae
Exons: 8
Coding region: 1-858 (285 amino acids)
Source: RefSeq, a predicted model, not a curated record
AUGCGUCGCUCAAUCGCUGUCCUCUCUGUCCUAUUGGUUUCUCAGACUUCUGCAUUCCUUUUUGGUGGCGGAUGCUGUCAAGCUCCAGUUAUGCAAUCCCCAUGUUGUGGAGGAGCCACAAGUUGGGCCUAUGCACCGCCCCAGGUUAUUGGAUAUGAGAGAAUUCCAUUGUACGCUAAAGUCCCAAUGCCUGCACCACCAACCUACCUUGUCCGCUCGAGACCCGUGGUCCAGCGUGUUGUCCAAUCCGAACCUUAUUAUCCACCACCACCACCACCACCACCACUUGCCCCACCAGUUUAUCAGCCUCAACCAUCCUACCCAGCGCCAAUGGAUAAUUUUGCAAGUGGUCCACAAUCAGCUAUCACUUCAGUAUCUAACCGAAUCCCCUCUGUUAUCCCACCUCCACAGGACAGAUAUGACGAUGGGGAUGUGAUAGUGAUUGAGACGGAUGACAAUAGAAGACGAAGAAUGUCAAAGUUCGUUCAACCUCCGCCACAAGGCUACGUAUCGCAACCCGUCGCCCCGCCACAGGGAUACCAACAAGGGCCACCACCACAACAGCCACAAGGAUAUAUGGGACAGGUUGAACAGGGAAUCGAGGUGACGCCCGACCAAAUCAACUCUGGCUACCAACCACACCAAGGAGAAGCUCAGGCUCAAUUCUCGAGCUCCCAGGGACAAUUCGCCCAGUCUCAGGGCCAAUUUGCCCAAGGACCACAAGGACAAUUCGAUGGAGCCGCUUCUGACAUCGCCUCCCAAUCCACCGGACUUGUCCAAUCUGUUGCCAACAACGCCGCCUUCGAAUCGGCCGGAAUUGCUCCAAGCGCUAGACGUCUUCGCAAAUUCAAGAACUAA